UCGACAGCGGACAAUGCAGCCGGCGGUCGUAAUUGCCACAGUGGCAGCUCUGCUUGCAGGAAACGGGACCUACUCGGUGCUGGAGUGCGUCUGCAGGCACAUGGACAAACGCCCGGCGUUCAGUACCGGUGAAUUUGUGCUACGGUGGCAGUACUGUCACCGUACCGAUUUGUCACCGGGGUUCGUAACGUGCGACAUCCUGGACCAGACGCCCCCCGCGGUCCCAGCUGCGCUGCGCCUGCUAGACCGCCUCAGGGACUCCGGACUGUCGCCGCCGCCAGCAGGUGGAGCGGAGGAGGGAGGGGGAUGCGCCGGCGUCCUGGCGCAGUUCCACCGCCUCACGUGGGACGAAUCCUUCGAAGUCGUCGAGGAGCUCGACUGCCGGAUCGCUGGCGACUGUAUCGACUCCCACUGUGUACCGAG
Molecule: messenger RNA, 423 nt
Organism: Schistocerca nitens (vagrant locust)
Lineage: Eukaryota; Metazoa; Arthropoda; Insecta; Orthoptera; Acrididae
Exons: 2
Source: RefSeq, a predicted model, not a curated record